Molecule: messenger RNA, 782 nt
Organism: Lactuca virosa
Lineage: Eukaryota; Viridiplantae; Streptophyta; Magnoliopsida; Asterales; Asteraceae
Source: the annotation of a GenBank genome assembly
AGUGAACAUAACUGCUCGUUCUUCCACACAACUCCAUUUUGACUCCAUUUUUCUCUGAUCAUGGCGUCUCAGAAAUCCCUCUGUUUUUUAGUGGCUUUGUUCAUCAGUUUCAUAUGUUCUUCGCAGGCUGUCACCUUGGAAGUUGGUGACGAUGAUGGCUGGACCUUAAACCCUGUUGAAGACUACAAUGCAUGGUCGAGUAGAUUGAGGUUUCUGGUCAACGAUACCCUCUAUUUCAAGUAUGAAGAUGCCACGGAUUCUGUUUUGGUGGUGGACAAAGAUGAUUAUGACAACUGCAAUGUUGAUAAUGCCAUCGAGAAGCUGAAUGGUGGUGAAUCGUAUUUCAAACUUGAACAACCGGGCCCUCAUUAUUUCAUUACUGGUAAUAAAUCCAAUUGUGAUCAAGGUCAAAAGAUUAUUGUGGCGGUUUUGCACAUUAGAACACAAUCGCCACCAUCACCUCUGCGUGCUCCAUCACCCCUUACACCAGCUGCGGCAUCUCCUGUCACCGUAACCCCACCAUCUGCAACUCCCGUUUUAACUCCACCCGCAUCCACCGGAGGAAGCUCACCUUCUCCAGAUGGUAGUAAUCUGGAAGGCGUGAGUUCACCACGGCCAUCACCAUCCCGAUCGUUGGCAUCAACAGUGGUUUCUGGCAGCAUGACUGCGUCACUUGUGACAUUGAUCAUUGCUUUAUGUUUGAUUAUUUGAUUUUUCCAACAGGAGGUUUGAUGGGUUUGAUUGUGUUUUUAUUAAUCUUGGGGUUUUUUUUUUCUGAUGUU